UUCAGAGUCCGCUGGAAUCCCACGGAGAGUCGAGACUUGACGGUGGUCUCUCGCCCCGGCUUUUGUGUGUUCCGGUCAGACUUCAAGCAUGGCGUGGACCAAAUACCAACUGUUCCUGGCGGGACUUAUGCUGACAACCGGCUCUAUUAACACGUUAUCGGCCAAGUGGGCGGACACGUUCAGUGCACCGGGCUGCCAUGGUGACCCUAAUCAUACAUUCUCCCACCCUUUUGUCCAGGCAGUGGGCAUGUUUCUGGGCGAGUUCAGCUGUCUGGCCGUCUUCUACAUCCUCCUCUGCCACGACCGUCGCAGCCCUGAGCCCCAGAUGAACCCAGGCCAGAGCUUCAACCCGUUCCUGUUCUUUCCCCCCGCCAUGUGUGACAUGUUGGCCACCUCCACCAUGUACGUAGCUCUCAGCAUGACCAGCGCCUCCAGCUUCCAGAUGCUCCGCGGCGCAGUCAUCAUCUUCACGGGGCUACUUUCUGUGGCGUUUCUCAGGCGACGGCUGUUAACCAGUCAGUGGGUGGGGAUCCUCACCACCAUCCUGGGCCUGGUGAUAGUGGGUCUGGCCGACUUCCUCAGUGGACACCAAGACGACAGUCACAAACUCAGUGACGUCCUCACAGGAGACCUUCUGAUCAUCUUGGCUCAGGUCAUAGUCUCUGUGCAGAUGGUCCUGGAGGAAAAGUUUGUCUAUAAACAUGAUGUGCAUCCUCUGCGAGCCGUUGGAAUUGAAGGUUUCUUUGGUUUCUUCGUCCUGACGCUGCUGCUCAUCCCUAUGUACUUCAUCCACGUGGGCGAGUUCAGCGACAACCCCCGCCAGGUCCUGGAGGACGCGCUGGACGCCUUCUGUCAAAUCGGCCACCGGCCGCUCAUCUUGCUGGCGCUGCUGGGCAACACGGUCAGUAUCGCCUUCUUCAACUUCGCCGGCAUCAGCGUCACCAAGGAGAUCAGCGCGACCACGCGCAUGGUGCUGGACAGCCUGCGCACGCUGGUCAUCUGGGCGAUGAGCCUGGCGCUGGGCUGGGAGAAGUUCCACGGCCUGCAGGUGCUGGGCUUCUUGGUCCUGUUGACCGGCACGGCGCUCUACAACGGACUGCAUCGGCCCCUGCUGGCCAGGAUACCGUGCUGCGCCGGGCUGGCCGGCAGGGAGGAGGAGGAGGAGGAGCAGAGCAGUGCGGGGGAACGGGAGAGACUGCUUGGCGACGGUUCAGUGCAGGCACCCGAUCAGAGCUAAAGUAGCAGCUGCUACACUUUGCACAAAGUCCAAAACACUGCACCUUUUAAUCGAAUACAACUUUUUACUCCACACUGCUGUACUUGCAUUUUACUUCCUUUUUUUUUUUUUUAGAAUAUUUUUUUUAAGUAUCCUGACAUAUUUUACUCAGUGUUUUUCAAAUAUUUUUUUAAGUAUCCCGACUUAUUUUACUCAGAAUUUAUUGUUUUAUUAUCUUGACUCAUUUUACUCAGAUUUGUUUUUAGAAUAUUUUUUAAGUAUCCUGACUUAUUUUACUUAGUUUCUUUUCAAAUAUUUUUAAUUAUCCUGACUUAUUUUACUUAGGUUUUUUUCCAAAUAUUUUGAGUAUCCUGACUUAUUUUACUGAGUUUUUUUUUCCAAAUAUUUUUUAAAUAUCCUGACUUAUUUUACUCAGAAUAAUUUUUUUUAAGUAUCUUGGCGUAUUUUACUCAGAUAUUUUUAGAAUAUUUUUUAAGUUAAAGUUAAAGUAUUUUAACUUUAACUUAAAAAAGUUAGUUAUUGCACUCACAAUUAUUUGUUCUAAUUAUCCUGACUACUUUUACUCUUUUUUUUUUAAAUUUUUUAAAUUUUAAGUAUCCUGACUUAUUUUACUUGGUUAUUUUUUAAAUAUCCUGACUUAUUUUACUCAGAAUUAUUUUUUUAGGUAUCCUGACUUAUUUUACUGACAUUCUUUUUCUUCCCUUUUUGUUAUGUUUUUGAGUAUCCUGACUUAUUUUACUCAGAUUUGUUUAUUAGAAUAUUUUUUUAAGUAUCUUGAGUUAUUUUACUCAGAUUUUAAUUUUUUAAAAAUUUUAAAUAAUGCUGACUCAGCAGUGAGCUUGUGCCAAAUACUUAAUAUUGUUAUUUUUCCAGGUAAAAAAGAAAAAUGUAUUCUGUCACAUAAAAAUAAGGGAUUUGCGCACGCUGUAUGAACCAAGAGUCUUUUUCAUUUCACCUUGUACUGAACGGAAACAAAAAAGAGAAGUGUCAUUAAAAUCAUGUCAUG
Entelurus aequoreus (snake pipefish) is the source of this 2243-nucleotide messenger RNA. It is a transcript of the gene slc35f6, whose product is annotated as solute carrier family 35 member F6. Gene Ontology annotation, cellular component: membrane; intracellular membrane-bounded organelle. Bases 89 to 1237 code for a protein of 382 amino acids. Gene Ontology annotation, biological process: transmembrane transport. Lineage: Eukaryota; Metazoa; Chordata; Actinopteri; Syngnathiformes; Syngnathidae. Gene Ontology annotation, molecular function: transmembrane transporter activity. The record is from RefSeq and is a predicted model, not a curated record. The transcript has 6 exons.